Kogia breviceps (pygmy sperm whale) is the source of this 3160-nucleotide messenger RNA. RefSeq names its product polypyrimidine tract binding protein 2 (gene PTBP2). Gene Ontology annotation, biological process: mRNA processing; regulation of RNA splicing. Lineage: Eukaryota; Metazoa; Chordata; Mammalia; Artiodactyla; Physeteridae. Gene Ontology annotation, cellular component: nucleus. Gene Ontology annotation, molecular function: mRNA binding. The record is from RefSeq and is a predicted model, not a curated record.
GCCGGGCGCCGGCGCGCUCGGCUCUUUCCGCCGCCGCCGCUGCCGCGCGCUGCCCCGUGCGCUCCGGAACCUUCGGCAAUUUCCGUCGGGCCCUGGCCGCCAUUUUCUCUCCGCUUGUGUGUCUCGCCGGCUGCGUGGCUCGGUUCUUGUGAGCGAAGCUUUGUCCGGUUCGGCAAUGGACGGAAUUGUUACUGAAGUUGCAGUUGGCGUGAAGAGAGGAUCUGACGAACUACUCUCAGGCAGUGUUCUCAGUAGUCCAAACUCUAACAUGAGCAGCAUGGUGGUUACAGCCAAUGGUAAUGAUAGUAAAAAAUUUAAAGGAGAAGAUAAAAUGGAUGGUGCUCCUUCUCGUGUACUUCAUAUUCGAAAAUUACCUGGUGAAGUGACCGAAACUGAAGUUAUUGCUUUAGGCUUACCUUUUGGUAAGGUGACCAACAUCCUUAUGCUGAAAGGAAAAAAUCAGGCAUUUUUGGAACUAGCAACAGAGGAAGCAGCUAUUACUAUGGUUAAUUAUUAUUCUGCUGUGACACCUCACCUUCGUAACCAACCGAUUUAUAUUCAGUACUCCAAUCACAAAGAACUAAAAACAGAUAAUACAUUGAACCAACGUGCUCAAGCGGUUCUUCAAGCAGUGACAGCUGUCCAGACAGCAAAUACUCCUCUUAGUGGCACCACAGUUAGUGAGAGUGCAGUGACUCCAGCCCAGAGUCCAGUGCUUAGAAUAAUUAUUGACAAUAUGUAUUACCCUGUAACACUUGAUGUUCUUCACCAAAUAUUUUCUAAGUUUGGUGCUGUAUUGAAGAUAAUCACAUUUACAAAAAAUAACCAGUUUCAAGCUCUUCUCCAGUAUGGCGAUCCAGUAAAUGCUCAGCAAGCAAAACUAGCCCUAGAUGGUCAGAAUAUUUAUAAUGCUUGCUGUACCCUAAGGAUUGAUUUUUCCAAACUUGUGAAUUUGAAUGUAAAAUACAACAAUGAUAAAAGUAGGGAUUAUACUCGACCUGAUCUUCCAUCUGGGGAUGGACAACCUGCAUUGGACCCAGCUAUUGCUGCAGCAUUUGCCAAGGAGACAUCUCUCUUAGGGCUUCCUGUUGCAGCUGUUCCAGGAGCUCUGAGUCCUUUGGCUAUUCCAAACGCUGCUGCAGCAGCUGCUGCAGCUGCUGCUGGCCGAGUGGGUAUGCCUGGAGUCUCAGCUGGUGGCAAUACAGUCCUGUUGGUUAGCAAUUUAAAUGAAGAGAUGGUUACGCCCCAAAGUCUGUUUACCCUCUUCGGUGUUUAUGGAGAUGUGCAGCGUGUGAAGAUUUUGUACAACAAGAAAGACAGUGCUCUAAUACAGAUGGCUGAUGGAAACCAAUCACAACUGGCCAUGAAUCAUCUUAAUGGACAGAAGAUGUAUGGAAAAAUUAUUCGUGUUACUCUGUCUAAACAUCAGACUGUACAACUACCUCGAGAGGGACUUGAUGAUCAAGGGCUAACAAAAGAUUUUGGUAAUUCCCCACUGCAUCGUUUUAAGAAACCUGGAUCCAAAAAUUUUCAGAACAUUUUUCCUCCUUCUGCAACCCUUCACCUAUCCAAUAUCCCUCCUUCAGUAGCAGAAGAGGAUCUACGAACACUGUUUGCUAACACUGGGGGCACUGUGAAAGCAUUUAAGUUUUUUCAAAGAGAUCACAAAAUGGCUCUUCUUCAGAUGGCAACAGUGGAAGAAGCUAUUCAGGCCUUGAUUGAUCUUCAUAAUUAUAACCUUGGUGAAAACCAUCAUCUGAGAGUGUCUUUCUCCAAGUCAACAAUUUAAAAAAGGGGAGCUGAAGAUUGGCGGUGAAUUGUUUGGUGUCAACACCUAUUGACUGUUCAGAAAAGUGGGGACCAGAGUUUGAUUUUUUUUGUUGUUUUCUUUUUUUUUUUUCUUUUUUCCCAUGCUGUUAUCAUUCCUUGGUUAUAAAAUGAAAUGGCAUAUGUAAAGGCAGAGUUAUUAACUGCUCUCUUUCAUCUGUUCUGUAGAGAAGCCAUUUUUAUUGUCUGUUUAAAAUUUUAAUUUUACUUUCCUUUUUCAACUUAGUUGACAUACGUGCCUUAAAAAGGAAAACUAGUGUUGCUAUUGUGCAUUUACUAGAAGAAAGGAAUUGGUUGUCUAGGGCACAUUGUUAAAUGGGAAUUAACAAUAUGUUUAGGCAGGGGUGUGUAAAAAGGUUAAGUUUUUGUUUCUCCUGCUUGGAACUUAUUUUGAAUUAUUGGCUUGUCGCAUUUCUUUCUAUUUAAUCAAAUAAGAUACAUGAUACUGAAAGAAUAAAGCAGCAUUUUUUUUAGUUUUUACUACCUUAGGCUUUAUUGCUUUAAAAAAAACAUUGGCCUUUUGUAUCUCACAAUUCUGGUCUAGAUUCAGUUAUGAAUGUAGGCAUUAGUUAAAAUUAACAAGAUGCAGAGUUAAUUUCUUAAGACAACAAAGUGAUUUCUGUAAGUUUGAGCCCUAUGUGGAAAGCAUUGUGGAAUCUUAACCUUUUUGUACACACUCUUGUGGGACGUAUCAUAUAAAUGUCAGCACUAAGUAACGUCUUGUUUGUGGCUGAAUAUUUUUCGUAGAUGUUUUUGAAGUUGACAUGAUUUAUGUGCAUUUAAAUAUAUAUUGCCAUCCUUAGUUUGUAAUUAAGAUUUGGAAUACGGUUGUGGAUUUCUGAGCAUGUGCAGACUGGUCUAGCUAGUUCAGGAACUGGUGCAUGUAUUUUUCAAAGAUAAAAGAAAGUGUACUGCGAAAAUUUGCAGGAAGAUUAAUUUUGUGGCAGUUUUCUAAAACUGACAACCAGGUGGGACCAAAGUUUAUGUGCCUUUAGUCUUAAUUUACCUUGCAUUGUAAUAUUCAGUUUUAAUAAAUCUUCAAAAUAUUUUGUAUUUAGGAAUAGAUCUGACUUUGACUUUAAUAAAAACAUGGCUCAGAAUCUACAGGUCAAAUUAAUUUGAACAGUUCUUGUCAAUCUGAAUUGUUUAUUCUGUUUAAAUGACCAAUACUUUUUCAAAUUGAUGUACUUAGUUUCCAGGUUCAUAGAUUCUGUUAUCUAUGUAGACAGAAUGGUCAUGUAUAUUUUCUAUUAGUUGAGUUUUUACAUCUUUAGAAAUGUAAAAUUCAGUAUAGUUUGAAAGCGGCACAAUUAAAAAUUAAUUUUCUAACAAA